ACUCCUGAGCUGCUCCACUCGCUCGACUGGCCCUGGCCUGCCCUGCCCUGCACCCUCGCAGAUCGUCCGUUGUCUCGUCCACGCGCCGUGGAAGCCAUUGCCUUCCUGACACUCUUCAAUUGCCUGUCUUUUCUCGCUGGCUGUACCACCAUACUCCACAGCACCAUCCAAAUACCGCCCGCCAUGACUGCACCCAAGUACAAACCCUUGACUCUGACGCCCAUCAACUUCUCCCUCACCGAAGGCACCUCGAUUCCUGCUCCGCUCGAUUCCCCGCCCAACACUCCACGCCCUCCCACGCCGGGCAAGGGACCUUUGUCCUCGCAUCCCACUCCCAGCUCUGCCUUUUUCCCACAGCACCGCGGCUCGUCGACCGAAAAAUCCUCCCCUGAUGCAUCUGCAGACUCCAGUCUGCAACAGACGGGCUCCAACGAAAAUGCCAGCGUGAGACCUCCCACGAGCCCAACGGGCAGCAAACGGCCGGGCUCCGUGCGCAAGUUUCUAGGCCUUCGUCCACUCUCCUCGCAUGAGAGUUUCACCUCGGAACGGCCAGGAUCACCAGCUACCCUGAAUAGCCAGCCGGGCUUGACCAGGAAAAAGAGCACCAGCUGGUUCGGCAAGCGCAAGAGCUCCUUCAUCAGCGGUCCCAUACCUGAAGGGAACGAGCGGAAAGCGCCCUACACAAAUGGCGCUUCCAGUACGAAUGCUGCACAGGCGCAGCCGGCCCAGAAGAAAGGACCGCCGCCGCCAGCGCUACCAGAGCUCAAGUCGUUUGGAGUCAGCGAGGACACGUUCAGCAUGGGCGCGGAUGACCUGUUCAAAAACAUAAAAUAA
Molecule: messenger RNA, 834 nt
Organism: Periconia digitata
Lineage: Eukaryota; Fungi; Ascomycota; Dothideomycetes; Pleosporales; Periconiaceae
Source: the annotation of a GenBank genome assembly